Molecule: messenger RNA, 1869 nt
Organism: Cephus cinctus (wheat stem sawfly)
Lineage: Eukaryota; Metazoa; Arthropoda; Insecta; Hymenoptera; Cephidae
Product: KDEL motif-containing protein 1
Exons: 8
Coding region: 248-1771 (507 amino acids)
Cellular component (GO): endomembrane system
Molecular function (GO): glucosyltransferase activity
Source: RefSeq, a predicted model, not a curated record
GAUCUGACUGUCAGCUGAUCUGUGCUCCAACUGAGCUUUACACAUAUACUCCAUUAUAAAAAUGUUUAAAAUUCUGACAGCUAUAGUUGUAUAGAAUUAUGGAGCAGUGCAGAUCGCGUAAAAUAAAUCCAAACAAUGAAUGUAUAUCGUCCAUAGCACUGUCUCCAGGAUUAUUGUGCCCAAUAAUUAGAAAUUCUUGAAAGGCAAAUUAUAGUCUCGUGAGAACCAUUGGAAAUUAGUGAAAACAAUGUUACUCUUAAUGCCUUUUAUUCUGGUUAUAAUUCAAUGUGAAUUAUCAACUGGUAAUAAAAUUAAAACUGAUAUUGAUCCAUCAAAAACGAUCAUCUGGGGACCUGGUUUACGAUCCGAAGAAGUUGUUAUGCGUGCUCGAUACAUCUUCCUGCAGCUUUAUGAUACGGACGGAAAAAACAUAACUGAAUCACCUGGGGAUGGAAUUGUUAUGACACAGAUACAGGGUGAGACUGAGGAAGGAAAUCCAUGCCAUCUAUGGAAACAAGUUUUUGAUUGCAAGGAUGGUAGCUUUAUAAUACGGUAUAAAAUAUAUAGAACGUGUUACAAUUUGAAUAUUAUAUUGCGAAUCAAGGGCAAAGAUGUACCAGGAACGCCUUUAACAUUCAAAGGACCGUUGUAUGAAGAGGAAUGUGACUGUCCAAAUCCAUCAAUAACUAAUUGGUUGAAUAAUUAUGAAUGUCCGGAAAAUUAUGAACAAAUCCAGCGUGAUCUUGCACCAUUUGAAAGCGUCGAUUUCGAUGAAAUGAGAAAUGCAAUUAUCCAGAGAUUUGAUAGGCCAAACAGUGUCAGCAUUUGUCAUUACAUAAUAAAAGAUAACAAAGUAUACAGAAGGUGUUAUGGGCAGCACGUUGAUUUCAAGAUAUUUGUUGAUGAAAUUUUCUUAUCUUUAGCGCGGAAAGUAAUAUUACCCAAUGUGGAAUUGUUUUUCAAUUUGGGAGAUUGGCCGUUAGUUUCCAAUUCUGUUCCAAUUCAUCCAAUUUUUUCCUGGUGCGGAUCUAACGAUACAAUGGAUAUUGUUCUUCCGACGUACGAUAUUACUGUAGCAUCUCUAGAAAAUAUGGGCAGGGUAAUGUUAGACAUGCUGUCGGUACAAGGUAGUACAAAUAUACCAUGGCAGAAUAAGAAGGAAAAAUUAUUUUGGAGAGGCCGAGACUCGCAAAGAGAACGUCUCGAUUUAAUAGACAUCGCACGAGAACAUCCAGAUCUUUUUAAUGCUUCAAUCACCAAUUUUUUCUUCUUUAAAGAUGAAAUAGAUAAAUAUGGUCCUCGUCAGAAUCACGUAUCUUUUUUUACUUUCUUUGAGUACAAGUAUCAACUUAACAUCGAUGGUACUGUAGCAGCAUACAGAUUCCCAUUUUUGCUUGCCGGCGAUUCUCUUGUGUUCAAACAAGAUUCCAAGUAUUAUGAAUAUUUUUAUAAGGAUCUGAGACCAUAUGAACAUUAUGUACCAGUUAAGAGAGACCUAUCGGAUCUCGUGGAGAAAAUUCUCUGGGCGAAAAAACAUGACCAGGAGGCUUACAAAAUUUCUAGGACCGGUCGACAAUACGCAAGGAAGAACUUGCUACCUCAAAAUAUCAUAUGUUACCACGUAGUUCUGCUACAGGAAUGGAGGAAAAGAUUGAAGAACCGUGUAAAUAUACUUCCUAAUAUGGAAGAGGUACCACAGCCUGAACAUGCAUGCAAAUGCGAAAGCGGAGUAAACCAGGAGAAUUACAUAAAAUCUAAGGAUGAGCUUUAGCGUAAGAAUUCUUUGUGAUAGUUAUAUAUAAUGUAAGUAUCUCCUCACAUCUAAUGUCUUUUUUUUGUGUACUAAUGAGUAAAAUGAUUUAAGAUUCA